AAUUGGACUUGAAUUCAAUUGCAUCCAAAGAUGCCACAACGCACGCCAAGUCCAUUGGCCAUGAUUGCCACACGUAGCAGCAGCAGUCCGGCCGUAUCCGAGAUCUCCGUGGGUUCGCCCAGUCCACCACCGAUGGCCAUGAGGCCACUCAAUAUCAAACGCCUGCGUUUGCUCCGCAGUCCGGCGACCAUUCAGAGCGUUAGGAAGUGCAGUCAACCUACGCCUGGGGAGCGCAUCAAGAGCUUUUCCAUAGCUGACAUUUUGGGGCGAUCCGAUGAUCGCAAUGCCGCCACACCUGCACCCACUGUACUGUUGCAUGAGCGUCUACAGGCGUCACCAGCGCCGACGGCAGCCGCUCCUCCCGCGUCAGUAGUGGGAGCAGCUCCAUUGCUGCAUCCUGGACUGCAUCCGUUUCUGCCACCAGCUCUGCUUCACAGCUAUGAGCAGCGUCUGGCCUGGGACUAUCAGCGCCAGCUGCAGGAGCACUUCCAGGCGCAGCUCUUGAGGCAGAUGAGCAUGGAUCCCGCCGUCAUACCAAUACCUUCCGAAGAUGGCAGCUCGGAGCGUUCCCAUCGCUCCAGCAGCAGCAAUGGCAGCACCGACUGCUGCACUCCCAACCAGGGCACGACAGGCAGAGAGAACGAUGAGAAAACAAAGCGCACUCCAAGUGAUCCCAACCAGAAGCUGUCUGGAGCGGGAGCAGACACGCCACUUGAUGCACUCUUCCAGCUAUCCACCAAAAACUUUGAUGAGGAGCAGGAUCCCUCCACGCUGAACAUCUUUGCCACCCGGUCAAAUCCAAAGAAGAAGCGCAAAUCUCGCACUGCAUUUACGAAUCAACAGAUAUUUGAGCUGGAGAAACGGUUUCUCUAUCAGAAAUAUUUAUCUCCUGCCGAUCGUGAUGAAAUUGCCGCCGGUUUGGGUCUGUCCAAUGCACAGGUCAUCACCUGGUUCCAAAAUCGACGGGCCAAACUCAAACGGGACAUGGAGGAGCUGAAAAAGGAUGUGCAGAGCGUGAAACAAUUACCCGACCAGUCAGCAGAUCCCCUGCGAUGCCGGCAAUCGCAACCCCCGAGUAACAACCCCCAUUCGAGCAACUCCAGCAGAGAUAAGGAGGAACUCCGCAUGCUGAAGAUGAUGACAUUGAUGCGAUACUCGGAUGGAAAGCUGCUCUACCCUCAACCGGAUCGGGGCAACUAGUUACCACAAAUUAGUCCAAUUUGUAAAUUGCUGAUUAUAAAUUAUAAAUGAAAAUUCAUACAUACACACACACACAACUUCUAAUUUGCCAAAAAAGAAAACGCAAACAUUUUCUUCAAAUGAUUUUCCUAAUUGUAGUAUUAAAUUUCUUAUAAAUUGCUUGUGAUUUUGUCUCAAUUAUUCGCCACACAAAAAAACCACCACAUAAGUAUGAAUAUAUGUAUGUAAAAUUGUACUGUCUUAACUGUACUAUAAUUAUGCCAAUAACCUUAUAAGUUUAUGUAAUUUAAAAUAAAAUAAUAUAGUUGGCGUAC
Molecule: messenger RNA, 1514 nt
Organism: Drosophila innubila
Lineage: Eukaryota; Metazoa; Arthropoda; Insecta; Diptera; Drosophilidae
Product: homeobox protein DLL-3
Exons: 4
Coding region: 31-1200 (389 amino acids)
Biological process (GO): regulation of DNA-templated transcription
Molecular function (GO): DNA binding; DNA-binding transcription factor activity, RNA polymerase II-specific
Source: RefSeq, a predicted model, not a curated record